Molecule: messenger RNA, 2419 nt
Organism: Phycomyces blakesleeanus NRRL 1555(-)
Lineage: Eukaryota; Fungi; Mucoromycota; Mucoromycetes; Mucorales; Phycomycetaceae
Product: glycoside hydrolase family 36 protein
Exons: 3
Coding region: 60-2273 (737 amino acids)
Biological process (GO): carbohydrate catabolic process
Molecular function (GO): alpha-galactosidase activity
Source: RefSeq, a predicted model, not a curated record
CUCUCUUCCUUUCUCUCUAUCUUUACACUUUUUUUUAAAAAAAAAAAAUAACAAUUUAUAUGAGUCUUUCUCUCAACACUUUCCAAACCACGAAUUCUCGUGUUGACGUGACUUACAAACUCACUGGACAACCAGAACCUGUCCAACUCAGUGGUGUCGUUGUCCGUCCGGGAACUCCUUUUAACAAUGGCACUAUUGUAAUCACCACUCACACCUUACCUCACAGUACAAAGGGAAUCGUCUUAGCCAUUGACAUUCAGGCCCUCAAAGAACUCGAGCUGGUUCAUUUCGAAGCCAAGUACUCUGUAGACCUUACAGAGCAGCGUAUGCUUGCAAACGGUUUCCAAAGUUGGAGUCAGGCCCGAGAGAUGGAUCAAAAUGAUAAAAUCCCUUCUAUUCGUUCAUCUAUUGCCUGGUAUACCCAAUACAACUUACAAGGAGAUUAUGACUUUUUUCCUCAUUCUGGCGAAAAGGGACAGAUCCACUCCAGUAGUUACACGCAUUUCCGGGAUAUACAUAACGUCCUGCGUUUCUUUGGAUCAAUCUCCGAGUCACUUGGUUACACUUAUUUUAAGAGUGACUAUAACAACAACAUUUUGUCUGUCUACAAAGACGUAUUUGGCAAGACUAUCGCCCCUAACCAAACUCUUGAGCUGAUCCGCAUCUUUAUUGGGGAGAGCAACCAGGAGGGUGCUCUGUGGGACAUGUAUGGUGCGUUUUUUGAAGACAAGCGGUGUCUCAAGGGAAACACGGCCCAGCGCCAUGUCAACGGCUGGACAUCCUGGUACAACUACUACGGCGACGUGAGCGAAGAGAUCGUGUUCGAAAAUGUGGACGCCCUGGUGAAACACAAGUACCCCAUCAAUGUUUUCCAGAUCGACGACGGCUUCCAGACUGCAAUCGGUGACUGGCUAUCGAUCAACAAAAAGUUCCCGAGUGGCAUGAAGAGUGUUGCAUCCAAAAUCAAGGGUGCUGGCUUUAUGGCUGGACUAUGGUUAGCCCCUUAUGCUGUCGGAUUUAACAGUAAUGUUGCUAAAAAGCACCCCGACUGGCUUAUUCAAGAUCCUAUAACCAAGAAACCCGUCGUAGCCGGACCAAACUGGGGAGGCUUCUAUGCUUUGGAUAUGUAUCACCCCCAGGCUCGCGAGUAUCUCCGUGAAGUAUUCCAUGUCGUUCUUGAAGACUGGGGCUUUGAUAUGGUAAAACUGGACUUUUUGUUUGCAGCGGCCAUGAUCCCGCGCCUCGGAAAGUCAAGGGGUGAAAUCAUGUGGGAUGCUAUGGAGCAGAUUCGUGAAUUGGUUGGUCCCGAUAAGCUGAUCCUUGGCUGUGGUGUACCUCUUGCAGCAGCAUGGAGAAAGGUUGACUAUUGCCGCAUUGGCUCUGAUGUAUCUCCUUGGUGGGAAGACACCAAGCUCAAGCUUCUUCACGUUCGCGAGCGUGUGUCUACUGCAAACUCUUUGGUAUCGACUCUCUCUCGAUGGGCAAUGUCUGACCGUAUGUUUGGUAAUGACCCUGACGUUAUGAUUCUGCGUAACAAGAAGAACAAGCUCAAGCCAUCCGAACGUUACACUCUCUGUGUUCUCAAUAAUAUUCUUGGCGCACUCGUAUUCAGUUCAGACAAUGUGGGUGAUUAUGGUAAGGAUGAACAUCUGCUCUAUGCUGCCACGUUCCCCAAGGUAGUUGCGCAUGUAGAGAGCGUGAUCGAGUUCAGACCCGAGAUGUUCUUGGUGCAUUUUACGGUGGCAAACAAGGGUGGGGAGCCUCGUCACUAUACCACUAUAUCCAACAUGACAGGAGAGAGCCAGACUUGCUACUUGCCUCCUUCAGACGACGAAACCCACCUUUACUUUGCAACCAAUGAUUCUAUGCACAUGACAAAGCCAGACAAGCGCGAGCCCUUGUUCUACCACCCCUCGUCACGUUUUACCCUUGAAGAGCAUGAAACAAAGACAUUUUUGCAUAUCCCUCCUCCUUCUCCUGAAAACAACGGAAAGGUUACUCUAAUGGGAUCCACCAGCCACAUUGUCCCUGGUGCCGAAGUUGAGUUGCUUGAUUUGGCUCCAGAUGGCUCUGUGCAGAUUAAGUUUAGAAAGGAAAAUCAGCGUCAGCGUAAGGUGUAUAUAUGUCUUGGCAACCAGUACUUUGCCACUCGCGCGGCACCUUCGGCUUGUAAGGUGAACGGUGUUAUGGUUCCUGUUGAAAUUCACCCUAUUAGUGGAAAUGGCGAAGGUCGUACAGAGACUGAAGUGGCUGUUGCCGUGGUCGAGGCUUAAAAACCCAAAUGAUAAUAAGGAGUAAUGAUAAUAAUAAGAAUAAGAAUAGUAUAUUUUUAGCUUGUAUAUAUAUAUAACAGUAUACACAUUUAAUAAAUACAACAAACAGUGUUUGGAUACGAAGAAGUUCUAUAGUAUAAGAUAAA